Molecule: messenger RNA, 381 nt
Organism: Lottia gigantea (owl limpet)
Lineage: Eukaryota; Metazoa; Mollusca; Gastropoda; Lottiidae
Exons: 2
Coding region: 1-381 (126 amino acids)
Source: RefSeq, a predicted model, not a curated record
AUGUUGUCCCAAGUCGUUGUCCUUCUUGCUCUUGUUUCCAUUGCCACCGUUUCAGCUGGGUACGGGGCUAUAGGCCUACCCCUUAUUCCCAUCAAUCCAUUAUUCGGGGGACUUGGCAUGUAUGGAGGACUUGGUGGAUUCGGUGGAUUUGGUGGACUUGGUGGACUCGGAGGAUUUGGUGGACUUGGUGGACUCGGAGGAUUUGGAUUUGGUGGCUUCGCACCAAUCGGUGGAUUUGGCGAAUUUGGGCCAUUUGGUGGAAUUGGUGGUUUUGGAGGAGCUGGUUUUGGAUUAGAACCAUAUGGUGGACUAGGAUUGGGCCUUCUUGGCUCUAACUAUGGUGUUGGGAGUGGGUUCGAGGCCACUUUUGGUAUACAAUAA